UUCACCAAAAAUAGAAUUGGGUCGAGAAAAACUCGGGACAUUUUGUUUUCUUUUGUGCAAGUCUCACAAUUUCCUUCUAAAUAUUGACUAAACAAAUCUUAGGUUCAUUUUUCGUUUUUUUUAGAAAUUAAACCAGGUCAACAUAGCCAUAGAAGAAAAAACGACGAACCCAAAUUUUUUUUUUCAAGAAUUGAUAGAAGACUAACCCACCAAUCACGUCUAUUGACAAUUUUACAUCGAUUUGAGAAGAGGCAACAACAACAUUUCAUCCAUCUCUUCUCCUUUACUGGAAACAUCAACCUAAUUUGAUCAUAAUGCCAGUGUGUGCAAAGUUAUUGAUUCAAGAAGAGCGAUGCAUGCAACAAAACAAGCUUUCCUGAGGUUUAUUUGAUUGUUCCGGAACGUGGUUUUGGUUCUAUCUAUCAAGUAGCGGAAGGAUGGCAGAAAAUCCGAUAGAGAAAAGGUCACGUCGUGGAUUGUUAGGUUUUGUGUUUGGCAGACGUGGCUUGUGGUCCAAGAAAUGUACAGCGGACAAUGGUAAUAAAACCCCAAUGCGUAGCAGCAACGCCUCCGCACCUUGCACCUCUAAUAUUCAAUUCACCAAAUCACCUUGUACCGAACCAAAUCCCAAGAAGCUUCAAGAACAUAAAGUCUCACCCGAGCCGAUCCAGAACCAGACACAAAUGCAAAGACCUGUUUCAAAACCCUCAUCGCAUCAAUACCCUAAUAAUAACAACCCAGGACCGGUCCAACAACAGGCGAGGAAGGUGGUGCCUAGGGAAGCUUUCGGCUUAUCAGGUGAGCUUGAGAGUAUGAUCAUGGACAAUCAGAAAGCCAAAGGGAUGAUGUUUGGUAGCCUUGGGAACUUGAAGCAGCCCGGCGCAACAGCGGUUGGGAAUCAAACCAUGGUUCAAAACAGUGGAUACGGUAAGAAGACAACAACAUCGGUUUCAAAUAACCAGGACCAGUCAGGAUCUCUGUGUAGGGCGAUAUCGACGAGAAUGGAUCCAGAAACGUUAAAGAUAAUGGGGAAUGAAGAUUACAAGAACGGGAACUUCGUAGAGGCUUUAGCAUUGUAUGAUGCUGCCAUAGCCGUCGAUCCGAAAAAGGCGGCUUAUCGUAGCAACAAAAGCGCGGCAUUAACAGCAUUAGGGAGAAUCCUUGAAGCUGUAUUCGAGUGUAGAGAAGCAAUCAGAAUGGAGCCUCAUUACCAUAGAGCUCACCAUCGGUUAGCUAACUUGUACCUCAGGUUAGGAGAAGUGGAGAAGUCAAUAUAUCAUAUCAAGCAUUCAGGUCCAGAAACAGACCAAGAAGACAUUUCAAAGGCCAAAACGGUGCAGACGCAUCUCAACAAAUGCACAGAAGCCAAAAGAUUGCGUGACUGGAACACUCUGAUUAAAGAAACGAGAAACACCAUAGCUUCAGGGGCAGAUGCAGCUCCUCAGGUAUAUGCAUUGCAAGCAGAGGCGUUUUUGAAGAGUUACAGACAUCAAGAGGCUGAUGAUGCUUUGUCUAGAUGUCCUGUUUUUGAUGUUGAAAUGAACACUAAAUAUUACGGACCGAUCGGUUACGCCGGUUUCUUGGUCGUCUGGGCUCAGGUUCACAUGUCUUCCGGCAGAUUUGGAGAAGCGGUUGAGGCGAUUCAGCUAGCAGCCAAGCUGGACAGGAACAAUAGAGAGGUAAGUAUGGUUCACCGGCGUGUACAGGCGGUUACUGCGGCCCGGUCCAAAGGCAACGAUUUCUUCAAAGCGGGACGGUUUCAAGAAGCUAGCGCAGCAUAUGGAGAAGGACUAGACCACGACUCAAGAAACUCGGUUUUGCUAUGUAACCGAGCGGCUUGUCUAUUCAAAAUGGGACAGUUUGAUAGAGCCAUCGAAGAUUCCACGUCAGCACUUACAGUCCGUCCUGCUUACGCAAAGGCUCGACUGAGAAGGGCAGAUUGUAACGCUAAGCUUGGGAACUGGGAGUUAGCGAUUGGAGACUACGAGAUAUUGAGAAAAGAGACACCGGAAGACGACCAAGUGAUCAGAGGAUUAAUGGAGGCUCAGAAUCACAUCGUGAAACGCCGUGGACAUGAGAAUCUUUAACCAAUCACAAACC
Messenger RNA from Raphanus sativus (radish), 2100 nucleotides. Its product is annotated as inactive TPR repeat-containing thioredoxin TTL3-like. The record is from RefSeq and is a predicted model, not a curated record. NCBI's taxonomy places the organism in Eukaryota, Viridiplantae, Streptophyta, Magnoliopsida, Brassicales, Brassicaceae. Gene Ontology annotation, molecular function: protein binding. Gene Ontology annotation, cellular component: cytoplasm. The coding region runs from base 438 to 2087 and encodes 549 amino acids. The transcript is spliced from 4 exons.